This is a messenger RNA of Lizanozyma spartinae, 546 nucleotides long. RefSeq names its product Trp99p (gene TRP99). Gene Ontology annotation, biological process: hydrogen peroxide catabolic process; cellular response to oxidative stress; cell redox homeostasis. Gene Ontology annotation, cellular component: cytosol; peroxisome; mitochondrion. Bases 1 to 546 code for a protein of 181 amino acids. NCBI's taxonomy places the organism in Eukaryota, Fungi, Ascomycota, Pichiomycetes, Serinales, Debaryomycetaceae. Gene Ontology annotation, molecular function: thioredoxin peroxidase activity. The record is from RefSeq and is a predicted model, not a curated record. The transcript has a single exon.
AUGUUGAGAACACUUCAAAGCACCCGUUUUAUGCAAUUGACCCGUGGAUUCAAGACCUCACCACGUGCAUUCGUUGCUGUUGGUGAUUCCAUUCCUAAGAUCACCUUAUUUGAAGGGUCUCCUGGUAAUGCAGUUGACUUACCCAGUGAAUUGAAUGGAAAAUCCAUUAUUGUUGGUAUUCCAGGGGCCUUUUCUCCUGCCUGUUCUGCUUCACAUGUUCCUGGUUUUAUUGAGCGCAUUGAUGCCUUGAAGAAUGCAGGUGUUUCCAAUGUCUAUGUUGUUGGUGUCAACGAUGCCUUUGUCAUGAAAGCUUGGGGAGAUUCUUUAGGUGGUGGUGUUAAAGGUAUCAGAUUCUUAGCCGAUCCUGCUGGAGAAUUCAAUAAGGAAUUGGGAUUACUAUUUGAUGCUGAAAAGUUCUUUGGAAAUAAAAGAUCAAAGAGAUAUGCUUUGGUAGUUGAAGAUGGUAAAGUCUCCUCUGUUUUUGAGGAACCUGAUAACGUUUCUGUCGAUGUUUCUGCUGCCGCUAAGGUUCUUGAAAGCUUGUAA